Messenger RNA from Scophthalmus maximus (turbot), 1432 nucleotides. RefSeq names its product heat shock protein beta-1. NCBI's taxonomy places the organism in Eukaryota, Metazoa, Chordata, Actinopteri, Pleuronectiformes, Scophthalmidae. Gene Ontology annotation, biological process: protein refolding; response to heat. The transcript is spliced from 4 exons. Bases 174 to 1283 code for a protein of 369 amino acids. Gene Ontology annotation, molecular function: protein folding chaperone. The record is from RefSeq and is a predicted model, not a curated record.
AUUUCCUUUGUCUCACCACGUUUAGCCCUGGCGAGUCUUUCUCUCUUAGCAUUCCCUCGCUGUCUAAGUCGAUUUUAAACGCUCAAACUUCCUCGCUGCCACUCAUCAGUGAAAGGCGGCAGCUCCUUUUUUUCAUCCCCUCCCAAGGGUUUUUUUUUCCUUCCAUCCCAAACAUGAGCGAACAGGCCCAAACAGAGCUGUCAUGCGGGGAGCGCGGCAGGGGGGGCGCCUGGUACCCCCUGAGACAAUGGUGGCCGUCCAGCCGGCUCCCCAAUCAGGACGUUGGCCUGCCGCCCUUCCUGGAGCCGGCGGAGCCGCGGUGGAUGAGCGUGGACUGGCUCCAGAGGAGCUUGGCAGCCGCCGCUUGGCCGGCGUACGCGGCCGCCCCGCUGUUCGUGCCCCACAUCUCCGGGCCCGCGCGCCGUCCCGGCCAGCUCGCUGAGGAGCCGUGCAAGUGGAGGGUCGGCCUGGACGUGGCCCACUUCUCCCCCUCGGAGAUCUCGCUCAGCGUCAGGGGCGGAUUCCUGCAGGUCGGAGGGAGGCACGACGAGCGGCGGGACGAGCACGGAUUCAUUGCCAGAUGUUUCACGCGGAAGUACAGGCUGCCAGCGGAAAUGGACGCCACCAAAAUCACGGCCACGCUCUCCGCUGACGGCAUCCUGACGGUGGAAGCUCCGGUUCCUGAAACCUCUCUUCCCGCUGCCAGCGUCAUUACCAUAAAGGUGGAGAUGGAAGCGACCGGAGAACCGGAAGAAGAAGGCGAGAAAGAAGAGGGCCCCGAAAAGGACGAAGACAAUUGCAGAGCACCAGAGGCCCCCGAGUUUCUCCCCGCAGAGGAUCAUGGGGCGGAGGAGGAGUCUCCAGCCGAGGUCCGUGGUGAUCAGCAGGCCCACCCUGGCAGCGCCACGGCCGGGCUUCUUCAGCAGCAUGAAGAGAGGAGGGAGCAGGAGGAGCAGGAGGAGGAGCAGGAGGCCCGUGGACAGCCAGCGGAGGAGGCCGCCCCCCCGGCGCCCGCAGAUGCCAAAGGCGCGGAGAGCGUUGGAGUUCCCUCUGAGCAGCGCGAAGCCCCGGGAGGCCAAGAAAGCCCGGACACGGACACGUCCGGGGAGCCGGAACACAAAGAACCAGCUGUGGGCGGCGAGAUCCAGGUGAUGGCAGGCUCAGUGGAGGCUGCCGAGGAGAUCCCCCCGCCCGAGGAGCCGGAGCUGGGCAACAGUCCACCGAGCGAGGGCCCGAGCCAGGAGCCGGGGGCUCCCGACAUGAAACAGGAAGACGCCGAGUAGACACAAACACAGCGGCGCUAACGUGUAACACACAAUAUGCCCAGACCGCCUGCAUAGCUUGCCUCGCAUCAGGUCCUUUAGUCAAUAGAUGAUAACAGCCAAAUAACUCAUCUUUGGAGCUCCAAUAAAGCAAAAGCAUGUGAAAACAA